GAGAUUCCUCUUCCACAAAACGCGCGCGUUCUGCGUUUGCUCCGAUAUCGGCUGCGGGUUUUCCGACACAGGAUCCCGGACUUCUAUUUGCCGGACUCCGGCACUCUCUGCGCACGUUACUUAGGGGCUCGCAACUACACUCGAUUUAGCACUCUUCGACAUCUUUGCGGGUGCUAUAAUGAUUGAAGCGUCCUAAAGUAGAAGCUUUUGAAAUUUUUAACAGAUAAUUCAGAGAAAAUUCAAGAAUUUUUGAAGCUGAAAGAAAGAUUUCUGGACGAGGGUACUAAUUGCUCGUUUGGCACAAAUUAUGGCAACAGGGCAGACUGUGGCCAUCACAGCGCCACCUCUGCCCGAAUGGAAUGACAAUGAAACUUGCCAGCCACAACCUAAUGGACAAGAAAUUUGUCUCGACCCUUAUUUUAGUCAUUGCUUGUUCAGAAUCGGCAUCUAUGGGUGGAGGAAAAGAUGUCUCUACUUCCUUCUCAUAUUGCUAUGUUCUUUGGUUGUUAUAAACCUUUCACUCACAGUUUGGAUCAUCAAAGUUUUAGAUUUUACAAUGGAUGGAAUGGGCAACUUAAGGAUACGAAAGGAUGGCUUACGACUGGAAGGCCAAUCAGUGUUCCUAAAAUCUCUUUAUGCCGCUAAAAUACGCUCUAGGCAGGAUCAACCAAUCACAUUCGAAUCUUCAAGGAAUAUCACAAUCAACACAAGAAAUUCCAAAGGCAAAAUAACAAGUAGACUGAACUUGGGUGACGGGCGAUUGGAGGCUGUCGCAAAUAUGUUCACAAUAAAGAGGCCCAACGGCGACAUCUUGUUAAAUGUAGACGGAAACGAAGUUAUAAUGGCAGCAGAUAAAAUGAGAGUUACAGGAAAAGGAGGUGUUAACUUCAGAGGUUCUAUACAAACGCCAACAAUCAAAUCGGAACCCAGGAAACAAUUGAGGUUAGAGUCUCCAACACGUAAAUUGCGAGUACAAGCUCCUGAAGGAAUUGGUUUAGAGUCCAGAGCUGGUGGUAUCAGCGCUUCCUGCCUAAAGGAUUUAAAAUUACAGUCCAAAGAAGGAAGGAUAAUGUUGGAUUCCAAACAAGUGCUUUUUCGAAACCUACGGACAGUUUUGCCCACCAGUAAUGGCCGCCCCUAUAGAGGGAUCUACGAGAUGUGCUCGUGUGAGAAUGGUCGUUUGUUCCUGUCGUCCCCUGAAGGACAUUGCCAAGCAGACGAUGUCGUCUGCCAAUGAAGCCUCCACUAACAAUAUUGUAUGCGAGACCAAACUUCAACAGCACUGUUUUAUACGUUUUUACAUAUGAUAGUGUCACUUUUUUAUUUUGUUUUAUGAGCUGUUAAUUUUACUUUGCAUGUUAUAAAAUACUAAAUCAGUACAUUAUUUCAACAAAUAAUGUCAUAAAAUUUACUCAUACCUUUAAUUAAUAGAAAUUAUUUGAGUUGAAUUCUGUUAAUGAAUAUAUUGAAUCCUUCCAAAAGUUGAUACAUAAUGUAACACUUAAAAGGUUUUCGAUAGCUGGUUUGUCUGUAUCAUUCAAGAAAAGUUAAAGUAUAACAUGCUAUUCAUUUUAUAAAACCCAGUUUCAUGGUUUCAUCGUAGUAUAAUUUACAUAGAAAUACCUUAGUUAUCUUUUAAGAGUACCCAUUCAAAUAUGAAAAUAUUAAAUUUAAAAAAAAAACUGUUUCCGUUGUUCAAAAACUAAUGCAUGAAAAUACCGAUCGCUUGACGGAAAGAAUUUUAAAUUUUUCUCGAUAACAUGACUUUAUAAUGAAUCACAUAAAUAUAUCUAAUUUUUCUCGAUAACAUGACUUUAUAAUGAAUCACAUAAAUAUAUCUAAUUUUAGAAAAAUAUGAAAUGAAGCUAUUAUUGCUGUACACAUUGUUUCAGAUUGUAAAUAAUUGAUUAAAUAUACAAAAUAAACUUUUCUUUUCAGAAAAAGGAGCAAAUAUGUGCAAGUCUAAUAUAAUUUUCAAUACAGAGAUUAAUAAGGCCAUAAAGAGGAAAUAUGAUAAUAUUCAUGAAGAAGUAAGUAAAUUCAGGGAUGCAUAAGCAUUUAAUUAUUUUCUACUGUAAUAUUAAUUUGUUAUUAAAUUAGAUUAAUCAUUAUAAUUAUCAUUUGGCUUAAAUAACACAAUGAGAAAUAAAUUAGAAAUGUUAUUUGAAAGUAUUCGCUGGAGAUUUUGAUGAUGUAAAACAACAGAGCUUUCAGGGUUACGGUUUAAAUGAAAACAUUUCGAAAUGUUUCAAUGGCAACGCCUACUUUUUUCAUUCACAAAUUGAUCGAUGCAUUCAAAAACCAUAGAUGGCGUUUAAACGAUACAUCUAUGAUGAAAAUUCCCUGCGUAAACAUUUGCCAAGAAGAACAUUGUUUCAGUUCUUACAAAUCUCAUGGAUCUGAAGUAUACACCUUAAAUUUCCCAGAUAGCCCAGAACUGGAAAUCCAUCGGACUGAGGGCGUGGGAUCGCAGUGGUUGCGAAACUGUAAAGUUACGGCAGAACACUUUAUCUUGAAACGUUGUACACUUUAAAAACUUGUAAUUUCAAUAAGCGUUUCUUCCGUCGCCUCUCUCAUGCCAUUGGUCCUUUACAAUAUUCCUUUUUGCAAAUGUUUUACCCCGUCAUAAUGUAUCCUUCUAACGCCAUAUAUGGUUUUUGAAUGCACUGAUGAAUUUGCGCAGGAAAAAAUAAAAACUGAGUAUUGGCAUCCGAAAAUUUCGAAAUUGUUUCACUGUAACUACAACCCUGAGAGCUGUGUUGUUUUAAAUCGUUACAAUCUCGAGCGCAUACCUUCAAAUAACAACACCUGAAUUUUCAUUUAGUUUGCUUAAACAAAUAGGCCGCUAGGAGUUCAUACAUAAACAGAAAAUGUUUUUAACUACCCUGUAUAUCUCUCUUUAUAUAUAUAACCAUGAGAAAUUUUUCAUGUAGAUACUAGUUAUGAGUUGUUACUUCCUUUAUACUUCUUGAAAUACUCCAUUCAACUACAAAACAUAAUAGAAUACUUAAAAUAUUAUUAUGAACUAAAUGUUAAUAUAAAUUUUGUUUUCCAGAGAUCGUUUCUUCCAAUGCUUUAGCUUAUGAAUUUAAAAUUUAAUUAAGCCAAGAAAGAGGAAUAAAUUUAGGAUAAAAAGGAAAGAUUAACAGAAUUCUCCAGAGUGAGAACCAGAGACUCUAAAGAGUAAACGAAGUGGUCACUAAAAAAAAGAUUAAGUAUCUUAAGUACAAUUUGAUAUAACAUUAGAGCUUUUAUUCUACUAAUAUGUGCAGUACAGUAAAAUCUAGAUUUUAAAGACUAAUUUGAGAGAAAGUGUGUUCGUAAAAUCGGACGUGGGUUGAAUUGUGAAUUGUGUUAUGAACAAUAUAAAAAUUAGGAUACUGAACUUGAAAAGGUACUCUAAAACAUAAAUGAAAUAUAUUUAAUGUACAUAAUAUAUUAGUAAAAAUGUAUGUCUUACAAAUGUAUACUGGUUGAUAAAAAGCCACAAACUUUAGUUGCUUUCGCGUUAAUAUUAUUUCUUAAAACACCCAAGUCAACUCUAAGAUCUCUGUAAGUAUAUCAUGAUAUUAUUCGUUUGGUAUUUCCUUUUGAUAGUUUAGGAGAACGCAUGACCUGUUCUUCUUCCCCGUCAUCACUGCUAUUCUCUUCAUCUUGCGUAACAUUUUCUAUUGUCUCCUGCUUACUGAGAAUAAGGUAGCCUGGAUGGUCCUCGUCCAUGUUAGGUACUGUUCAAUAUCAUCUACGAUGACAUUUUUGACAGACCUUAAGCACGGUUUCAUGGAGACUGGGGAUUUCAAAAACGCUGUAUUCGUUGUUUCUUCCUUUUCAUUCAGCAGGUGCUUUCAACUAAUGACCAGUCUAGUGGUUUUCAUGUCAUUCCAAGCGGGUGAAAAAUCGAAAACGGCAAAAUUGAUGCCAUAUGAAAGUAGGGUUUUCCAACUAACUUCUCAGCGUUACAAUGAAGAGGCACCAUAUCAAGAACAGGCGCCAUUGUCAUGAAGCAUGAUAGGAUCCUUCACCAACAAAUAUUAUCGCUUCUUGAGGUCAGAAGUGACGAAUCCCAUCAUCUCCAAUGACACUGCACCAGAGCUGACACAAUCUUCGGCGAUGAUGGGGGAUGGGAAGUACUGGAACAUGCGCCAUAGUCCUGUGAUAUGAAUCCAAGUAACCAAGAUGUCUUCAAAAGAAAGAACCGCUAAGAAGAAUAUCCGUAGCGUGCUGAUAAUAUAUGAAGCCUUUCGUAACUUGGUAAACGAUGGUAGACGUAGCAGUCAAUUACAGUGAAGAUCUUUGAGUGUUUGCAUUUAUGAUAAUAAAAUGUUUUCUGAACUGCUUUUUAUCCAACGCUUUUAUUUUGACAGGGCGCGAAAUCCACGAGAUGAGAACAAUAAACAAACAAGACCUCGUUCAAGAUGUUCAUUUAAUGUAUAAAAUCACACAAUAAAAGAAAAUUAUUCCAAACUCUUAAAUUGACUUCUGACCUACCGAUAAAAAACUACUCGUAUUUUGGAAACCAUUAGUUUGGAUAAGCAUACUUAUAUUGAAGAAACGCAUGCGCCAUAUGCGAAGAUACAUAAUUCAUGGUACAUAAAUAUUGCGGAAUAUACAUGGCCAGUUUUUCUGCAUAAAUACGCGAAUAGUGAAUGUUAAGUUCAUGAGAUAGUGCUUAGUAAACAACAACUGCAUAUUGCAAGGUAAUAAAUAUCGCAUAAAUGGGCAACAACAAUGAAAAAAGUGUAUAAGAAACUUAACCUAACUGCAAGUGUGAAGUUUCUAUAAAUAUCUUUAAAUAAAUAUGAGUUGUAUAAUUAAUGUUAGUGAAGCUUUUUCGAAAAAAUGCUAUUUAUAAUGUUAUCAAAAGGCACACGGAAUAUUUCAUUACAGAAUUCAGCAAAAAUAAUAUGGAAAAUAUACGCGUUAUAAAAAUAUUAUCAAAUCCAAGGAACUAUAUUACUUGUUUUAUAAUGUGAAGCUAAAGAAAUAUAUGUACAGUGAAUUUUUCAUAAAUACUUCGCAGAAAUAUUCUUAACUUACCUUUUUAAGUUUUAUUUGCAUAAUAAAUUCAGUGAAGAUACUGAUCAGCUUUUAUUACACAAAUCACUGUUGUUACAGUUGUUAACCUGUCAAACGAAUGUUGUCGUAAUGAAAUACAAACUGUUAUUAAAAAUAGUGUGCAUUGUGUGAGACAUUUUUCGAUUCCGUUUAAUGGCGUCUUUAUUUAUUUAAAACAGUAAGUCUUUUAAUUUAAAGAAAUUGUGUUAUUUAUGGUUAUUAGAUGCACUGAAAUUUUGUUUGCUUUGCUAACUGUAUGAAACUGUGAUUGUAUUGAAGAAUAAGCAUUGUAAAAUAGCCAAUUUGUGCUGUAAAUACAUCUUUACAUCCGUCCUAUAUUUGUACCUAGUGCAUAGAUGUUAUUGAGCAGUAAUAAAAUCCUACUUGAGAUUA
This is a messenger RNA of Stegodyphus dumicola, 5448 nucleotides long. RefSeq names its product delta-sarcoglycan-like. Lineage: Eukaryota; Metazoa; Arthropoda; Arachnida; Araneae; Eresidae. Gene Ontology annotation, cellular component: sarcoglycan complex; membrane. The record is from RefSeq and is a predicted model, not a curated record.